Limulus polyphemus (Atlantic horseshoe crab) is the source of this 8303-nucleotide messenger RNA. Its product is annotated as acetyl-CoA carboxylase-like. Lineage: Eukaryota; Metazoa; Arthropoda; Merostomata; Xiphosura; Limulidae. Gene Ontology annotation, biological process: fatty acid biosynthetic process. The coding region runs from base 51 to 6023 and encodes 1990 amino acids. The transcript has 43 exons. The record is from RefSeq and is a predicted model, not a curated record. Gene Ontology annotation, molecular function: ATP binding; metal ion binding; acetyl-CoA carboxylase activity.
UUGUUGUUCCAUAGGUACAGGCAGAGGUCCCUGGAUCUCCAAUAUUUAUUAUGAAACUAGCAACAUGUGCUCGCCAUUUAGAAGUCCAGUUACUAGCUGACCAGUAUGGGAAUGCAAUAUCUGUUUUUGGUCGAGACUGUUCUAUUCAGCGACGCCAUCAGAAAAUCAUUGAAGAGGCUCCUUGUGUGAUUGCAAAACCUGAUGUUUUUGAACAAAUGGAAAAUGCUGCAGUAAGAUUGGCUAAGAUGGUAGGGUAUGUCAGCACAGGUACUGUAGAGUACUUGUAUGAUGAAGAUGGAAAUUUUUACUUUCUGGAACUCAAUCCUAGGCUCCAGGUGGAACAUCCUUGCACAGAAAUGGUGGCUGAUGUUAACCUUCCUUCAGCUCAGCUUCAGAUUGCUAUGGGUAUUCCUCUUCACAGAAUUAAAGAGAUUAGGCUCCUUUAUGGAGAGUCUCCAGUUGGUGACUCCAUGAUAAACUUCGAAAACCCACAACAUAAACCUCAACCUCUGGGACAUGUAAUAGCUGCUAGAAUUACUUGUGAAAAUCCUGAUGAAGGUUUCAAACCAAGUGCUGGCACAGUUCAGGAACUCAACUUUCGCAGCAACAAGAAUGUCUGGGGUUAUUUUAGUGUGGGAGCUUCUGGAGGUCUUCAUGAGUAUGCCGACUCUCAGUUUGGUCACUGCUUCUCUUGGGGUGAAGAUAGAGAGCAAGCAAGAGAAAAUCUAGUACUGGCACUGAAAGAACUGUCCAUCAGAGGAGAUUUUCGUACCACAGUGGAAUAUUUAAUCACCCUACUGGAAACGGAAGUCUACCAACUGAACCGGAUUGAUACAGGGUGGCUGGAUAAACGUAUUGCAGAAAGAGUUCAGUCUGAAAAACCUGACACUAUGCUGUCUGUUAUUUGUGGGUCUCUUCAUAUAGCAGAUAGAACAAUCCUAAAAAACUUUCAUGAUUUCCAAAGUUCUCUCGAAAAAGGACAGAUUCUUCCUGCUAACAUUUUGAAUAAUACUGUAGAUGUGGAGAUGGUUUAUGAUGGAAUCAAGUAUAAAGUGCAAGCUUCUAGGUCAGGUCCAAAUUCGUAUUUUCUUUGCAUGAACAAUUCUCUCAAAGAAGUUGAAGCUCAUAGUCUCAGUGAUGGUGGGCUUCUUCUGUCUGUGGAUGGGGCCAGUUACACAACCUACAUGAAAGAAGAGAUUGAUCGCUACAGAGUUGUCAUUGGGAAUCAAACAUGCAUAUUUGAUAAAGAAAAUGAUCCCACAAUUUUGAGAUCACCAUCAGCGGGAAAACUUCUCCAGUUUCUAGUGGAAGAUGGAGCACAUGUGUUUCCUGGUCAGGCUUAUGCUGAAAUUGAGGUGAUGAAGAUGCUGAUGACACUGACUGUCUUGGAAUCUGGCUGUGUACAUUUUGUGAAAUGCCCUGGAGCUAUAUUGGAUGCUGGUAGUAUCCUGGCGAGAAUAGAACUAGAUGAUCCCACGAGGGUUACUAAGGCUCAGUUAUUCACUGGUCAAUUUCCUCGAAUGGAAUCUCCUGAGGGUCCAAGUAGGCACGGUGAGAAAAUGAAUCAAGUUUUCCAGACUGCAAAGCGAGAAUUGGGGAACAUCUUAGCUGGCUAUGUGUUGCCAGAACCAUACUGCAUUCCGCGGAUCACAAAUGCUGUUGACACCUUUAUGAAAACAUUAAGAGAUCCAAGCUUACCAUUGCUGGAACUACAGGAGAUAAUCUCUUCAAUCUCAGGACGUAUACCAAGUGUUGUGGAACGGGAGAUCAGAAAACUCAUGACAAAGUAUGCAAGCAAUAUCACAUCUGUACUGUUUCAGUUUCCAAGUCAACAGAUUGCUAGUGUCAUCGAUGGCUACUUCACUACACUUCAGAAACGCUCAGACAGAGACAUGUUUUUUUCCCUUACACAAGGGAUUGUACAACUAGUCCAACGCUACAGAAAUGGAAUUCGUGGAAGGACUAAAGCAGCCGUUCAAGAUCUGCUACGGCAGUAUCUAUCUGUAGAAAUGGAUUUUCAACAAGGCCAUUAUGAUAAAUGUGUAUCAUUGCUCAGGGAAAAACAUCGAGAUGAUAUUGGAACUGUUGUCAACAAAAUUUUCUCUCAUCUGAAAGUUGAUAAGAAAAACUUCCUCAUCAUCAAACUGAUAGAUCACCUCUGUGGACAUGAACCUGGACUAACUGAUGAACUAUCUUGUAUUCUUCAUGAACUGACAACAUUGAACAAGUCAGAAAAUGCCAAAGUUGCUUUACGGGCAAGACAGGUUUUGAUAGCAGCACACCAACCAGCUUAUGAACAAAGACAUAAUCAGAUGGAAUCAAUAUUUCUAUCAGCAGUAGAUAUGUAUGGACAUGACUUCUGUCCAGAAAACCUUCAGAAACUAAUCAUGUCAGAGACGUCAAUUUUUGAUGUUUUGCAUGAUUUUUUUUACCACAGUAAUGUAGUUGUUCAGAGAGCAGCUCUGGAGGUGUAUGUGAGAAGAGCUUACAUUUCCUAUGAACUGACUUGUCUUCAGCAUCUUCAACUGGCUCCAAGUAUAUGUGCAGCACAGUUUGAGUUCUUGCUACCUUCCUCUCAUCCAAACAGGAUUGCAUAUUCUAAGACAACAGGAUGUACUACACCAAACAAAGAAGAUCUAACUUUCGAAUCAGAUACCCCAUCAAAUAUAGACAGCUGCCAAAGGAUGGGAGUUAUUACAGCAUUUCGAACAUUUGAAGAAUUUGUUAAGAAUUUUGAUCAUGUUAUGCAGUUGUUUUGUCAGUCUCCACCACCAAGCCCUAGACUUCUGGACUGUGACUUUUCUCCUAGAUCUCAUGGAGUGUCUUUCUGUGAUGAUGAUCCCAUUCCGAUUGAACCGAUGCAUAUUCUUAACGUUGCCGUUAUGAUGUCAAAAAAAGAUGAAGAUGAAACCUUAAGUGAAAUGUUUUAUGCAUUUUGUGCAGAAAAGAAAGCAGAGUUGAUUGAAAAACUUUUAAGAAGAAUUACAUUUGUUGUUUUGCAGAAGCAUAACUUUCCCAAAUAUUUUACUUACAGAGAAAGAGAUGGGUUCAAGGAAGACCGUAUAUAUCGACAUCUGGAACCAGCCUUAGCUUUCCAGCUGGAAAUGAAUCGUCUUUGUAACUAUGAACUAGAGGCUAUUUCAACAGCUAAUCAAAAAAUGCACCUGUAUCUUGGAAAGGCAAAGGUGGCAAAAGGACAAGAGGUGACAGAUUACAGGUUUUUUGUUCGUACUAUAAUCAGACAUUCGGAUCUUGUGACAAAGGAAGCAUCUUAUGAGUAUUUGCAAAAUGAAGGAGAAAGACUUUUGCUUGAAGCCAUGGAUGAACUAGAAGUGGCUUUUAAUCAUACACAUGCAAAAAGAACAGACUGCAACCACAUUUUCUUAAAUUUUGUUCCAAAAGUCACCAUGGAUCCUUCCAAAAUUGCAGAAAAUGUCAGAAGUAUGGUUAUGCGGUAUGGAUCCAGACUUUGGAGACUAAGAGUGUUACAAGCAGAACUCAAAAUGAUCAUCAGGUUGAAUCCUAAUGGGAAAUGUUUUCCCAUUCGCCUGUUUCUGGCCAAUGAGAGUGGCUAUUACCUGGAUAUUAGUUUGUACAAAGAAUCAGUAGACCCAGUGACAGGACAGAUCAAAUUUGAAGCUUGGGGUCCAAAACAAGGACCUCUGCAUGACCUUCCUAUAUCUACACCAUACAUGACCAAAGACUAUCUGCAACUGAAGAGAUUUCAAGCCCAAUCCAAUGGGACAACAUAUGUGUAUGAUAUUCCUGACAUGUUUGAACAGGCCUUAAUCAGAUGCUGGGAAGAAUUUGUGGAAGAAAGGCCUGAAGUAGACACACCAAAUCAGGUGAUGAGUCACGUAGAACUGGUGCUGGACAGGGAAGGAAGGCUUGUGGAACAGAAACGUCUUCCUGGAGAGAAUGAUGUUGGCAUGGUAGCUUGGAAAAUGACUCUUUGCACACCAGAGUACCCUGCUGGAAGAGAUAUUAUUGUCAUAUCUAAUGACAUCACUUACAUGAUUGGAACUUUUGCACCAAAAGAAGAUCUUCUAUUUCUUAAAGCUUCAGAGAAAGCCAGGGCACUGGGAAUUCCUCGACUUUAUAUUGCAGCUAACAGUGGAGCUCGUAUUGGACUAGCAGAAGAGAUUAAGCAUCUUUUCCAAGUGGCAUGGGUUGACUCUGAGAAUCCUGACAAGGGCUACAAAUACCUUUACUUAACACCAGAGAAUUUUAAGAAAGUGAGUGCUGUCAACUCAGUUCAUGCAGAGCUAAUUGAUGAUGAAGGAGAAGCUCGCUACAAGAUUACAGAUAUCAUAGGAAAAGAUGAAGGUCUAGGAGUUGAAAAUUUGAAAUAUGCUGGAACUAUUGCUGGUGAAUCUUCUCAAGCUUACAAUGAUGUUGUAACGAUCAGCAUGGUGACCUGUCGAGCUAUUGGUAUUGGAGCCUACCUUGUACGUCUUGGCCAGAGAGUUAUUCAAGUGGAAAAUUCCCACAUUAUUCUUACUGGAGCUGGAGCUCUCAAUAAGCUUCUUGGACGGGAAGUUUACACCUCUAAUAACCAGUUAGGAGGUAUCCAGAUUAUGCAUAACAACGGUGUCAGUCACAUGACAGCAAAAGAUGACAUCGAAGGUGUUAGCAUUAUGCUCAAGUGGCUUUCCUACAUUCCCCAGUGUCGAGGGUCAGAAUUGCCAAUUUUGGAACCAGUUGAUCCUGUUGAGAGAGAUGUAGUAUAUACUCCCACUAAGGUGGCUUAUGAUCCUGUAUGGUUAUUAGCUGGAAAAGAAAGCACCAGCUUACCAGGUAGCUGGGAAGAUGGUUUUUUUGAUCGUGGAUCAUUUAAUGAAAUCAUGAAACCCUGGGCUCAGACUGUAGUUUGUGGUCGAGCUCGUCUUGGUGGUAUUCCAGUUGGAGUAAUUGCUGUAGAAACCAGGACUGUAGAAGUAGCCAUUCCAGCUGAUCCAGCUAAUCUUGAUUCAGAAGCUAAACUAGUGUCUCAAGCAGGCCAAGUCUGGUUUCCUGACUCAGCGUAUAAAACUGCUCAAGCUAUCAAGGAUUUCAACAGAGAAGAACUUCCUCUGUUCAUCUUUGCCAACUGGCGAGGAUUUUCUGGGGGAAUGAAAGACAUGUAUGAUAUGGUAGUUAAGUUUGGAGCUUACAUUGUAGAUGCUCUACGAGAAUAUAAUCAACCAAUCUUGGUAUACAUUCCGCCAUUUGCUGAACUCAGAGGUGGAGCUUGGGUGGUGUUAGAUGCAACGAUUAAUGAACAGCAUAUGGAAAUGUAUGCUGAUCCACAAAGCAGGGGUGGAGUUCUGGAACCAAAAGGAACAGUAGAAAUCCGCUACAGAAAAAAAGACUUACUGAAAACAAUACAUCGUAUUGACAACACCUGCAAAAAAUUGAUGGCACAACUUAGCUCUCCAGAUAUCUCUCCAGAAGAGAAAACCUCACUGGAACAACAGCUUCGUCACAGAGAGCAGCAACUGCUCCCUAUGUACCAUCAGGUGGCACUUACAUUUGCUGAUCUUCAUGAUACUCCAGUACGCAUGCAGGAAAAAGGGGUUAUUCAGGACAUAGUUCCAUGGAACAAGUCUCGAACCAUUCUCUACUGGAGACUGAGAAGAUUGCUUCUUCAAGGACGUUUAAAGGCAGACAUUUUGAAAGUUAAGCCCAGCCUUGGGGAUGGAAAAAUUGAGGCUAUGUUUAGGAGGUGGUUUGUUGAGGAGCAUGGACAAGUGAAUCAAUUUUUGUGGGAUGAUAACAAAGCGGUUGUUGAAUGGUUAGCCUCCCAGCUUGACUCAGCCAAAGGGCAUUCAGCAGUCAUGGAUAACAUUCACUGUUUGAAAAGGGAUGCUGUCAUUUGCCAGAUUCGAAGCCUCAUCCAUGAAUAUCCUGAGGUUGCCAUGGACUCUGCUGUACACAUCAUUCAACAUAUGACUCCUCAGCAGCGGGCAGACAUCCUUAACACCAUCAAAACGUUGGAUUCCCAGUUGUCUGAUCAAAAUGGAAGCAUAUCUUCUAACUCUUGAUUGACGUUUCACCUGCCUAGGACCAAGCUAUUAUACUUCAGAGUAGUCUUGCAUCCUUGACAUGUUCUAAAGUAGUGCUUUUUUUUGUAGGUUUACUAAUAUAUUCAUUAACAUAUGUUGUUUCAUUCAACAGUCAGAAAUGCUUUUAAAUUGUGUGCCAUAUUCACUUUUUUUAUGUAAUAGAAACUCCUUCAAACAGUUAGGGCUGCUAUAAUUGUAUUGGAGAGGUACACUUGAUGGAAGCACCAAAACUUGUUGUGUUUAACAGACAUGCAGGAGAUUGGUAAAUUUGGAGUUUUAUUGUGGAGGAAGCUUGAUGCUAACUUCAAGUACAGUAACUAGUUGUCAUACAAUGUCUUUAGAUUUAUGCAGUCAUAGUACUUUUGAAGAAACUCUGUGGCUCACGCAUUAAAAACACAUUUACAUAAGUUUUUCUUUCAUACACAUAACGUUGCUUAAAGGUUGUUUUUUACAUGAUUGCAUACUGAAAAAAAAACUUUUCUUACACACACUAACAAACUGUUGAUACAAAGUAUUUGUUUUUAGUUGGCUACAAUAUUGUUAGUUACACAGGGAAUGUGUUCAGUAUAUAUAUAUAUGUGUGUGUGUGUAUAUAUAUAACACAAACUUCUUAAAAGAUUUAUCAAAGACACACACCAUCUUCAUCUUUUUGAUGUCAUAAUAAUUCAUUUAUAUGAAUACAUGAUUGGGUUUUUGUCUAUAUACAGUGAGAUAUGUAACUCAUAAUGAUGUGUUUCAAAAGUUAUGGUAGAAUUAGUGUUAUUUUUGUUAAAAUUGUUUUUUAAACACACAAGGAUUAUAGGGUAUAUUUUGAUUUCAAACACUUGCUUAGUAUUGUUAUAAAUUACCACACUUGCAGAGAGUUUUGUUACAAGACCAAUGUUCUUGUCACUGUUAGCAUCAGGUCAUAAACAUUCACUAAUAACAGGGUAGUAACUCAGAAGAAGAAGAAAGAUGCUUCAAAACUAGUUAAUGAAGCAAACUAAAUAUUCAGUUAUUUAUUAUUAUUUAAACAAAUAUGUUGUAUUAUCACUUAUUUUAGUUUACUAAGAACAUGUUUCUUUAUAUUAACAAACCAAUAUAAUAAAUAUUUCUAUGCAUUAUAUUUGAGUUUUAAAAUGUUUCCUUGAUUAGUCUAGUAAGAAAUCCUUUUGUAAUUAAUGAUAAUAGCAGAAAUAGCUCAUUAUUCAGAAAUAUCAAAAUAUUAUUUUUUGUUUGUACUGCUGAUAGUGUUCUAUAAUUUGAUCGUAUUAUAUUUUUAUAUUUUUGUGAUUAAUUGACUUGAGGAAAUUUAAUGGAGAUAAUAUGAAUUUAUGGUUAUGCUCUAAGGUAAGCUUUAGGAAUAUACUGUAAUAUGAACUUUGAGGUUAUAUUGUUAUAUCAACUUUGUGGUUUUAGUCUCACCAAAACAACUUUUGUUUAUUAUAUUUCAUUAACAUGAAAUCUGUCCGUAGCAUCCUUUUGCAGCUGUAAUGUUAUGGUAUUUAAUAGAUGGUACUAACAAAACACUUGAAUAGUUUGCAGGUGUGAUACAUUUUGCAAGUAAAAAGUUCACUACAAACCAAAAUUGCUUUAACUUUAAAAGCCUUAUAUCUUAACAGCCAGAGUUUCAUGUCUCACUUAUAUGCAAAGUUUUUAAAGUUAGAUAUUCAAAUGAUGUAGCAGAAUACAGUUAGAAAUAUGUUAGUUAACAUGACACAGCUACUGGUGGAUGCAGUAGUAUCUUAUUAAUGUUGUAGUAAUAAGCAUUUGAAACACUGAAUUAUUUAAAUCUAGAAUGUGAAUUUCUGAAUAGCUUCACAAGUGUUUGAGGGCAAUUAAUCUCAUGAAAAGAACCGCUGAAAAAGUCUCUUUGAGGACAUAGAGUUUACAUUUACUACCUUCUAGAAGCAAAAACAAUCCUUUAUUGGGGUAUUUUUUUUGAGGAGAAGAACUAAGAUCAUUAAACAAAUAAACUAGGAUUGUAUUAACUCAACACUCAGGGAUAUUGAGAAGCAGAGAAUUCAAACAGUGUUCAUUCAACAUUAGAUGUUCAACUAGGCAUCUCUUUUUUUUUUAUGACAAUAUGAAACAUUGCAUAUGUAGCAUAAGACAUUUUGUUUUGACUACAUUUAAUGGCUUGUCACAGUGGGUGUCACAGGAUUGUAUCCUGCACGGUGUUUAGCUGGUAGUGACUGUAUCAGGAAAAAUAUAUCGGAGAAAGUAUGUUGCAAGUUGGAUAAAAUAAAGAUAUUUUGCUUCAUAUCUUUUAAUAAUAGA